AUGCUCUUAUUCGGCUCAGUUAUUGUGGCUACGCUGGUGACUUUCGGUUUGGCGCGCUUGCCUGGCAUUGAUCAGCGCGCGACUACAUCAGCAUUUACGCCCAAGCACCGCAUUUCCCCCAAAGAUGGCUCCAAGAUUGCACUGCCAACAGCUGAGCAACUCGCGUUCCAAGAUAGGGAAGUCGGAGUGCUCAUACAUUUCAACAUCGAGACAUAUUUGGACACUGAUGGCUGCCUUGAAGUCCCCUGGAACGUACCCAACCAGACUUUGUUCAACCCUGCGCUGAUUAACACUGAUCAGUGGAUGGAUACAAUCAGAGCUUUGGGCGGAAAAUUUGCCACGCUAGUCGCCAAGCAUAGUUGCGGUUUUACGAUGUGGCCAAGCAAGGUGACAUUUCCGACAAGCGACAAUCAUGUCAUUCCUUACAAUUACACUAUCUCUGAGUCUCCGGUCCAUGAUAUGGAUAUUGUCAAGAGUUUCGUAGGCUCUGCGCAAAAAUAUGGCAUUGGACAUGGCUUCUAUUACAGUGUGUACAAAAAUAACUUGUUCAACGUAGACCAGCUCAGGGUCAAGACGACUCCCCUUCUGCCGGGGCAGGUCAGUAUUAGCAACAGCACGUAUGAUCAGGUUGUGUACAACCAAUUAACUGAAUUGUUGACGAACUACGGCAAACUCACAGAGAUCUGGCUCGACAGCGGUAUUACCAGUACUCAGCGGGACGAGAUUGAGAAACUCUUACAAGCGCAUCAGCCUCAAGCUGUCAUUUUUGAUGGAUGCAAGACGAAUGACACUUGCGUUUCUAAUUCAGUUCGAUGGCCGGGAAAUGAGAAUGGAGUAGCCGCCGAAGAGAAUUGGUCAAGUGGUUUGCAACAGGGUGGGGACCCGAAUAGCCCUUAUUUUUGCCCCGCAGAGUGCGAUACUACCUUGCAAACAGACAGGCGCUGGUUUUUUGGCGUCGACAAGCCUUUGCGAUCCCUUGAAGAAAUGAUCGAUGUCUACCACAAAUCGGUUGGCCGGAAUUGUAUUCUGGAGUUGGACCUCACUCCUGAUCGCCGCGGUCUUAUUCCCGACAACCAUGCUACCCGUUAUAAGGAGCUGGGAGAUUUUAUUAGCUCUUGCUAUGGCAAGUCCGUCGCCAGUCAGGCACAUCACGGCACGGACGAGAACGGUACUUAUACAAUAAGAUUCGACUCACCUGCCUCCAUCGAUCGCAUCGUACUGAUGGAGGACCAGACGGACGGCCAGGUCAUACGGUCGUAUCAAGUGCUUGCGAAGAUUGUGGAUGGACUGGGUGCAAAUGACACGUCAGCUGUCCCCUGGACUUCGUUGAAGAACGGCACCAGUAUCGGUCACAAGAAGAUUGAUCUCUUUCCGAAGGCCUAUACCGUGACAGAUGUCAUGAUUGCUUGUACCUUCGUCGAUACUCCGAAAUGGCGGUCGGUUUCGGUUCAUCUCUGUGAUCGCUUGGGUAGCUCAUUUUCGAAGAUUCAGGCCGAAGCAUAUACUUCCAGCAACGGAACAAAGAUUCAACAAACAUCGGACACAGAGGGCGGCGAUAACGUCGGAUGGAUUCAUCGAGGCAACUGGCUCGGUUAUCGCGGGAUUGACUUCAGCGACGGCGGGGCUACACAAUUCUCUGCGAGGGUCGCCUCGGGUGCCAGGAGUGGGGGGGGCACGAUCCAGGUUGCGCUGGACAGUCCGACUUCCACACCAAUUUGCAGCCUCUCCGUCUCAAACACAGGUGGCUGGCAGAGCUGGAAGACGAUCUCAGCCAAUGUCAGCGCCAUAACUGGAACGCAUACCGUCUACUUAACCUUCAUGAGUGACCAGGCUUCCGACUUCGUUAAUGUGAAUUGGUUCACCUUUUCUAAGUGA
This is a messenger RNA of Pochonia chlamydosporia 170, 1875 nucleotides long. RefSeq names its product alpha-L-fucosidase. Gene Ontology annotation, molecular function: carbohydrate binding; alpha-L-fucosidase activity. The coding region runs from base 1 to 1875 and encodes 624 amino acids. The transcript is spliced from 4 exons. Lineage: Eukaryota; Fungi; Ascomycota; Sordariomycetes; Hypocreales; Clavicipitaceae. Gene Ontology annotation, biological process: fucose metabolic process; glycoside catabolic process. Gene Ontology annotation, cellular component: lysosome. The record is from RefSeq and is a predicted model, not a curated record.